AUGCACGAUCCACGAAUGAGUAAAGUUCAUUUCUGGGCACCAACCUUCAAAUGGGGAAUUAGCAUUGCUAAUCUAGCUGAUUCAACGAAACCCCCUGAGAAAGUUUCAUAUCCCCAACAGAUAGCUGUUACAGCAACUGGAGUUAUUUGGUCACGCUAUAGCACUGUUAUUACUCCUAAGAACUGGAAUCUCUUCAGCGUAAACAUUGUAAUGGCUGGCACAGGCAUUUACCAGCUUAGCCGAAAAAUUCAGCAUGAUUAUUUUAACAAGGAGGAAGCUGCUGUUGUGACGAAGGAAUGAUGAUGAAAAUUGUAUUUUGUAAGUUAAUAGAUUCGAGCUGUGAACGUGUACGGUACCAAUGGCUGGGUCUAUCAUUUUGCUAUCUGCUUGUGCUGUCCAUCGCCUUUGAUCUUGAAUCCCUAUAUACUUUUGGAUGAUCGAGGGAAAAUAAACGAAUAAUUAGUUUCUUGAUUUUGAUCAGGAGUGCGAUCUUUACAAGCUGAAUAUUGUCAUGGUCUAGCUUGAUUUGUUUGUUAUUAACCUUACUUCCAGCACAAACAAGCACGUUCUUAGAUUUAUGUUUAAAACAUUGAUUAUUUUCUUUU
Molecule: messenger RNA, 605 nt
Organism: Salvia splendens (bonfire salvia)
Lineage: Eukaryota; Viridiplantae; Streptophyta; Magnoliopsida; Lamiales; Lamiaceae
Product: mitochondrial pyruvate carrier 4
Exons: 5
Coding region: 1-300 (99 amino acids)
Biological process (GO): pyruvate import into mitochondria
Cellular component (GO): mitochondrial inner membrane
Source: RefSeq, a predicted model, not a curated record